Molecule: messenger RNA, 4126 nt
Organism: Megalobrama amblycephala (Wuchang bream)
Lineage: Eukaryota; Metazoa; Chordata; Actinopteri; Cypriniformes; Xenocyprididae
Product: tripartite motif-containing protein 16-like
Exons: 12
Coding region: 362-2509 (715 amino acids)
Molecular function (GO): protein binding; zinc ion binding
Source: RefSeq, a predicted model, not a curated record
CGGGCAGGUGUGAACUGGAGGGGCUACACUUAUGUUUACGUUUAUGUACUAUGGGUGUAAUUUUUAGAUGUCCCUUAAAGCAGGCGAAUAUCGAAAGUGAAACUAACUUUACCACGCUUUGCUUCUCGCCUUCUCACGGUGCAUUUAGAAUUGAUACGUGGUGGAAGAGCUUAAUAACAAAGAAACAAGGAAGCAUCAGUUAGAGAAUUGAGAAACAAUCCAAAAAUGGAUGGAUAUUUUGUGAGGAAAAUAAGUAUCUAAUCUCUGAAAGAUCUGAAAAUCUCUCCAACAAUUGAGGAUGGAAUGCACACUCCAAAUACCAGCUUCUACCCAUUCUGCUAUUGUAUGAAGACGGUAAACCAUGGACGGUAAACCAGGAAUACAAGAUGGUGACUUGUCUCCGAGUGGCCGCAAACGGCGAAGAUCUGUAUCACCAGCACCCAGCAGUAUGUCCAUGAAGAGUAACUGGUUUAAAGAUCAUCCUCUGAACAUCAAAGAUGAAGGAAUUUCAUCUGUACACGAUUACAAUUUAAGAUCAGGUUCAGUUUCUUCAGUAUCCAGCCACGUGUCUAUGAAAAGCAACUGCUCUAAAGAUCAUCCUCUGAACAUCAAAGAUGAAGGAAUUUCAUCUGAACACGAUUACAAUUUAAGACCAGGAUUGGUUUCUUCAGUAUCCAGCCACCUGUCUAUGAAAAGCAACUGCUCUAAAGAUCAUCUUCUGAACAUCAAAGAUGAAGGAAUUUCAUCUGAACACGAUUACAAUUUAAGACCAGGAUCGGUUUCUUCAGUACCCAGCCACCUGUCUAUGAAAAGCAACUGGUCUAAAGAUCAUCCUCUGAACAUCAAAAAAGAAGGAAUUUCAUCUGAACACGAUAAAAUGGCAGAAGGCAGAAUUUCAGUAGAUCAGGAGUUCCUGUGUCCAGUGUGUCUGGAUCUCCUGAAGGAUCCAGUGGCCAUUCCCUGUGGACACAGUUACUGUAAGAUCUGUAUUACAGUCUGCUGGGAUCAGGAGGAUCAGAAGAGAGUCUACAGCUGCCCUCGGUGCACAGAGACCUUCAGUACGAGACCUGCUAUAUAUAAAAACAUUAUUCUGGCUGAAGUGGUGGAGAAACUGAAGAACACUAAAAUUACUGCUGACUGUUACGCUGGAGCUGGAGAUGUGCAGUGUGACGUCUGUACUGGAAGAAAACACAAAGCCGUCAAGUCCUGUCUGAUGUGUCUGGAGUCUUACUGUCAGAAUCACCUUGAACAACAUGAGAGUUGGUUUAAAAGAAAGAGACACAAUCUGACUGAUGCCACUGGACGACUGCAGGAGAUGAUCUGCCAGAAACACGACAAGAUCCUUGAGGUUUUCUGCCGCACUGAUCAGAAGUGUAUAUGUGUGCUGUGUAUGGAUGAACAUAAAAACCACGACACUGUAUCAGCUGCAGCACAGAGGACAGAGAAACAGCACCAGCUGAAGAAGACACAGAGGUUGUUCCAGCAGAGGAUCCAGCAGAGAGGGAAAGAUCUUCAGCAGCUGAGAGAGGCUGUGGAGUCUCAUAAGCGCUCUGCACAGACAGCAGUGGAGGACAGUGAGAGGAUCUUCACUGAGCUCAUCCCCUCCAUUGAGAGAAGCUGCUCUGAGGCCACACAGCGGAUCAGAGAUCAGGAAAAGACUGCAGUGAGUCGAGCUGAAGGACGACUGGAGCGACUGGAGCAGGAGAUCAAUGAUCUGAGGAGGAGAGACGCUGAGCUGGAGCAGCUUUCACACACACAGGAUCACAUCCAUUUCCUGCAGAGUUUCCAGUCUCUCUCAGCUUCUCCUGAAUCUACAGAUGUAAAUGACGAUCCCUUCAGUUUUCUCUCCUCUUUUGAUGUCGUGAGAGAAUCGGUCCGUCAGCUGAGAGACAAACUGGAGGAUUUCUGCAAAGAGCAGCUCAAGAAGAUCUCUGACAGAGCCACUUUCACCAAGAUUGUUCCCAGGACCAGGAACGACUUCCUACAAUAUUGCCAUCAGUUCACUCUGGAUCUGAACACAGUGAAUAAAUACCUCUGUCUGUCUGAGAGGAGCAGAGUGAUUACUUACACUAACACAAAGCAGUCAUAUCUUGAUCAUCCAGACAGAUUUGAUGUGUGUCAGGUGUUGUGUAGAGAGAGUGUGUGUGGACGCUGUUACUGGGAGAUUGAGUGGAGUGGGAAAUAUGUGUUUAUAUCAGUGUCAUAUAAGAGCAUCAGCAGGAAGGGACAGGGUAAUAAGUGUUGGUUUGGUUAUAAUGAUCAGUCCUGGAGUUUGAGGUGCUCUUCCUCCAGUUCCUCAUUCAGACACAAAAACAUUGAGACUGAACUCCCUGUAGAGUCCAUCAGCAGUAGAAUAGGAGUGUAUGUGGAUCACAGUGCAGGAACUCUGUCCUUCUACAGCGUCUCUGGAAACACAAUGAUCCUCAUCCACACAGUCCAGACCACAUUCACUCAACCGCUCUAUCCUGGGUUUGGGGUUUAUAAAGGAUCAUCAGUGAAACUGUGUUGAUGAAUCAGAAUAGACUGUAGAGAGAUUCUUCCCAUAAUGCUUUGAUCUGCAUGAUGAAUCAAUAACAGUGAGAUGUUACAGAGUCUCUUAUUUUCUCUUCAUUACAUUAAUACUACAGCUGAACAGAAUAAAUGAAACGCUUUAGAUUACAGCCCACAAAGCACUGCGUAAGUAAAAUGAAUUUACAGUGUAACUUUAGUAAUUAUAGUGGAUCUAUAGAGUAUGUAUGUGUAGGUAUAACAACAUGUAAUAAUAUGUAAAUAUGUAAAGUUUGGGGAAUAUAAACGACCGCGAAGAUUAUCACAUUAUUUAUACUGUGAGUAUUUUUAUUAGAAUGAGUAUUUUAAGGGGUACAUAUUCAUUAUAUGCUAGGCAACAAUUUUACGUUUGGGAGCAAUUCAGCGAGAAUAUACACUGUGUAGAUUUUUGUAAUAAUAGUGGACCAAUACAUAAAGGCUUUUUUAAAAUGACGGGGUUCAUAUCAGUGCAUUUAUACAGUAAUUUUUUAUAGCAAAAGUGCAGCUGUUUUAGUUUGGGCUUCUGUUCAAGGAAAGUUUAAAAUACUGGGGAAAUAUACUCUUGUUCAAUGUAGUUUCAGGGUAAGUACAAUAAAAAUACACAAUCUGAUAUCACUGACUCUGAAACCUUCAUUUGAAAAACAACUGAAUUCAAAACAGAUUUACGACACUUUGUAUACAUUUAAAACAUUUUUUUAAAAAUAAACUUUAAAGCUGCUGCCUGCAACUUUUUUGUGUUCAAAAUGUACAAAAAUUAUAUAAUGAGAAUGUACAACAUGAAUCCAUUUUCCAAACCGUGUUUUUGUCUUACCCUGAAACAUUAUGGUACACUUAUAAUAAGUGUUUAUAUUCUGACUAUUUCAGACCUGUGCGGAGUAUCACAGUGACUCGCCAUAGACAUACACAGAGAAAAGUAGCUCCGGCUACAAUGUUCUUCCGCAAGACGCGUGCAGUUCUGUUUAUUAACCGCUAGAGGGCCAAAAAUCGUGGACUGCAGCUUUAAACUAUUACAAAAUUAAUUGAAUAAAUUGAUAAAAUGUCAGUUUAUAAUUUCUUUUGUAAAUCCAGAUCAUCUGCACAUACUGUAAACUCUUGAUCAGUGAAAGUAUGAGCACAAUUAUUCUAAUCUAAUCCAGUUUACUUUAAAUAAACCUCCUCCUGAACUGAAUUUACAGACCUGAUGCUCUGACAACUCUGAGAAAAGAUAAAAACAAGGAUUAAGUCAAAUCAUCAUCAGUUCAAUCCAGAUAACUCAGAAAUAUAUUAGGAAUGAAAGAAGGAAAACUGUGAGCUGAACUCUGAAAUCAGUCCAGAUGAAUCUUAUCAUUACUGUAAAUGUCAGAAUUGUUGGAGUUUCUUUGUUCAGUGAUUCAUGCUGCUCGUCCUGAUCUAGAAAGUAUCCUGACAUGAUAAACCAUGUUUUUCUACAUGAACUGUGGUAAUACCAUGCUCUGAAUUCAUCAUGUAGUGUUUUGAUGAAUAAUUUUUUUCUAUCUGUCAUGUGAUCGUCCUGCUGCUGGUCUCAGUGCUGUAAUGAACACAAUAAUUCAACAUUUCUUUCUACAUGUUUAAUAAACCUACUGUAUCUGAAAAACUUUAA